UGCCACAUCAGCACUGCCACGUCAGACACAGUGCCACGUCAGACAAAGUGCCAUGUCAGCAGUGCCACGUCAGCAACAUGACGGGCUUGCCAGGCCAACUGCCCAACGAGUCCCUUGCAGCCUACAAGCAGCGGUUCCAGGCUCAAAUAGAGGCUGAGGAACAACGCCAGCUGGCAGCCGAGGCUGCCCGCGUACAGGCUGAAGAGGCAGCAGCAGCAGAACAACUGCAGCUACAGGCCGAUGCAGACGCAGAUGCCCAGGCUGGCCGCAAGGAAGCCCAGGAUCUGCUGCAGCGGCAUGAAGCCAACAUCAUCGACAGACUCAAGUACUGGCAUUUUGAACCGAGCGGCGACGAGGCAACACCGGAAGAGAAGCACAAGGAGUUCCUCUCCAAACUCGUGACGCGGUUGUUGUAUGCUUGCAACUACCAACGGUCAGAGUCGGAGAGACAGUACCAGGACCUGACGCAACAACAUCAGGAGUCGCCACAGCUCUGCCGCAUAGUGCAGAGCCACGAGGAUGCAACUCGGGCACUCAAUGCCCGAUUGCUGGACCUGGAACAUGCUGUACCAGGACCAGCUGUUGGGGCUUCCAGCAGUGCACCCUCUAGCCGCCAACUGGAGGACCGCGUUGACCACGUAGUGGCAAUGCUCGGCGACAUCAGCACUUUCGCUGCGCCGACCACCACCAUCAGCAGUCAGCUGCAUACAUUGGAGACCGAGGUCCAGCAGCUGCAGACGACGAACGCGGAUGGCAAUCCGAAGAUGUAUAAGAUGCCAACUUUCAAUCUGGAGAGGUUCCACUACACGCAGCAGGAUCCGGUCCUCUGGUGGGAAGCAUUUACAACGCAACUCAGGAUUCUGCCMGUAGCCAAGCAUGCGUAUAUCGGCGCCCUGUUCUUGAACUCAAAGGGUGGAUGCCAGACCUGGUUGAGCCACCUGGCAACCUCCCRCGGCGUCGACGUACCAGACUUGAAGGACCAAAUCACAUGGGAGGAACUGACACGGCUGUGGAAGAAGCGGUUCAUCGUCGACGACGCGCCGACACUCGCCAUCAACCGUUUGUUCACCAUGUCACAGGGCAACACUGCAACAUGGGAUUGGCUCACAGAGUGGCAGAAGAUUGCGGCAGUGCCCAAUCUGGAGCUGCCUUUCACUCAUCUCAGACGUGAGUUCUACAACAGGUACGAACUGGUCCGCGACAGCACCACUUCGCUGCAGUCCAGCAGGACAGUGGAGAUAACCCAGCAGCCACUCCAGCAUCAAGUGACGGAGAAUCAGAGAUCAGGUGGUUGUUGUCCAGCCGCGAAGCAACAACAAGUCCCGCAACAAUGGGAAGGCGAAAUCCGCAUCGCAGGCCGGAAAUGGACAGCCAGGACAAUUUCCAUGGGUCAAGUUUGGCUUGACCGAGGCGGAGUACAAGGUCCACGGCCGCUACGGCAGCUGCUACUGGUGCAACAGCACCAAGCACAAGACCUCCCUGUGCCAAGAUCAGGGCAAGGAGGAUGUGCGACCCCGCCUCAGCUCGGGAAACUAAGCUCCGCGGAAGGUGAGGGGACUCCACCUUCUACUCCGCCAGAUUCGGCCGCCUUGCUAGCGGCCUCCUGCACAUCUGGGGAGGAUGCGAAUGUCGCAAGUCCUCGGUAUACUUACGAGGAUUAUGCUGUCCAUUUGGUUCCACCACUGGACCAACCGCUCCACGUGCAACAGUCCACCGCAUGCACGGUUUCAUCACCAUCGGCAACCGAUUCGGCAGCUUCGCCGCAAUCUAUGGCCGGGGAUUCGACGUCAUGGUCAAGACUUGAAGAGCUCGACCCAUUGACGUUCACAGACUUCCAGUGGAUGCCCGUUCCCUCGACCGGACGAUUGCCGAAACCGCAUUGCAAUGUGCUCAUGGCACAACUGCGGGACUACUUGCACGCUGCAGUACCAGCUCCGUUGAUGGACGCCAGAGCAGAGGUUGUCGACCUUCACGCUUUCAUCGCGAAGAUGGACCGCGAGUUCAAGACGCAACGGUACGACGACAUCGACGCACCAUUGCUAUACAUACGCAUUCAGAUCGGAGAGGCGACCUGCAGUGCCUUGAUCGAUUACAGAGCAUCUCGCAACUACAUCAGCCGGGACUUCAUGGUCCGCAUCGGCCUUGGCCCACGCGUGCGGAGGAAGCCCCAGCCUACGCAAGUCACAUUGGCGGACGGUCACACGCACAAGUCAAUCGACCGGUGCAUUGACAGCGUCCCAGUGUACUUUGCCCCUCACGCAAGUGAGGCGGUGUCCGUUGACAUUCUGGACACCAAAUUCGACAUGAUCUUUGGCAUGUCAUGGCUGCGAAGCAAGGAUCACCCGUCGCCAAAGGUGCCAUUCGUAUUCGAUGACGACGCACGCCGGUCAUUCCAAGCACUUAAGACGGCUAUGCUCAUGGCACCCGUCCUUAGCAUCUAUGACCUCACCCUGCCGACGCGAGUGACUACGGACGCUUCCGGCUAUGGCAUUGGGGCAGUCUUGGAACAGCACGACGACGACGACUGGCACCCUGUGGAGUAUUUUAGCCACCAAGUGCCUCCCAUCAACUCGCUUGAUGAUGCAAGGAAGAAGGAGCUGCUCGCAUUCGCCACGACUCUCAAGCGAUGGCGGCACUUCCUCCUUGGGCGUCGUAGGUUCACAUGGGUCACGGACAACAAUCCAUUGACUUACUACAAGACGCAGGAUACGGUGAGCAGCACGAUCGGACGAUGGAUGUACUUCAUCGACCAAUUUGACUUCACACCGAAACAUGUCCCCGGCCUCUCUAAUCGUGCAGCAGAUGCACUCUCGCGAAGACCAGAUCUUUGCGCUAUGACACAUCAUGCCUUCGCAUUCGACGAGGAGCUUCAGCGACACUUCAUCCGAGCAUAUCAGUCUGAUCCGGACUUCGGCACGCUCUAUGCACAGCUAUCUUCGGAUCACCCGCCGGCCAGCCAUUUCCGCAUUGCCGACGGGUACUUGCUCCUCCACUCGAGAGGCAAGGACUUACUAUGUGUCCCACGCGACCGUCUUCUUCGGACUCGCCUCCUCGGCGAGUAUCAUGAUUCACGACUCACCGGCCAUUUCGGAGUCAAUCGCAUUAUUGCACAGCUUCGGCAGUGUUUCCGAUGGCCCGACCUCAUUACCGAUGUCACUCGGUAUUGCGACUCUUGCGAAGUUUGCCGACGCAGCAAGCCCCGCAACCGCAAUCCCUACGGCGAGUUACACCUGAUGCCUAUCCCACGGGAACCCGGUCUCUCUAUUGCCAUGGACGUCACCGGUCCGUUUCCUCGCGACCGGCUCGGGCACGACGGCAUCCUCACGGUUGWGGACCGAUUGAGUAAGUACGCGCGUUUUCUCCCCUCCCACCCGGACUGUGGUCCCUCCCUCAGACAGACAGCUUCGCCCUCGCAGGUAAGCUCGUUCUUCAAGGAGGGGGGGGUGUGGCAUAUUGCGUAGCCACACGGGCCGUGCAGGGCCCGUCCCGGACAUUCAGCUUAAAAGCCU
Molecule: messenger RNA, 3509 nt
Organism: Chara braunii
Lineage: Eukaryota; Viridiplantae; Streptophyta; Charophyceae; Charales; Characeae
Source: the annotation of a GenBank genome assembly